AUCACACUCAUAAAUGCUAGCCCAAUCUUUUUGAAGCCCAGAACGGUGCCUCUGGCCUAUAAGCAGAUGAUGGAUGAUCAGCUGAGCUUGCUGGAGGAGUAAGGCAUCAUAACAAAGGUGGACUCUGCUGACUGGGCGACGCCAUUAGUGCCUGUUAUUAAGCCUGAUGGAUCCAUGAGAGUGGUGGGAGACUAUAAGAGUACUGUGAACAAGUUCUUGAAGGAAGAACACUACCCGGUCCCCAGGAUAGAAGAAAUUUUUUCAAAAUUACAUGGAGGUGAGUACUUCACCAAGUUGGACUUGUUGCAGGCAUAUCACCAGUUUGAGCUCGAUGAUGAAGCCAACUUUUAACUUGGAGUACACAAAGAGGGCUGUACAGGGUGAAUCGCAUGCCCUUUGGAAUUGCUCCGGCGACAAGUAAGUUUCAAAAGUACAUUGAAUCACUCUUUUACGGCAUGGACAAUGUAAUUGUAUAUCUGGAUGAUAUCCUCAUCACAGGAAAAGAUACGAAAGAGCACCUGGAAACAUUAGAAAGAGUCCUGCUCAUAUUGGAGAAGGCUGGACUAACUAACGGUGAAGAAGUCUAAAUGUGAGUUUUUCCAGGACAGAGAAAAAGGUCAAGAGUAUUUCCGAAGCACCCAGGCCUCAAAACGUGUCAGAGGUUAGAACGCUCAUAGGUAUGGUUGCAUAUUAUUCUAAAUUCAUUCCUAACUUAGCAGAUGUCCUAAAGCCCUUAUAUGAACUUCUUAAAAAGGGUUUUGUUUUCAAAUGGUCAGAAAUGUGUGAACAGUCGUUUCGGACCAUGAAGCAAAUGAUAGCAUCUGACAUUACAUUGGCACAUUUUAAUCCUGAUCUCCCUCUAUAUUUAGCUGCAGACGCUGCAGAAGGAGGCGUUGGCGCUGUGAUGUACCAUAAGGACACAAAAGGAAGGGAACGAUCUGUAGGUUUCGUUUCGAGAACAUUGGCUCCAGCAGAAAAGAAAUAUUCUACAAUACACCGAGAGGCAUUGGCCAUAUACUUCUGUCUCAAACGUUUUGAACAGUAUCUGCUGGGAAGGAAAUUUACUCUCAGAACAGACCACAAACCAUUGUUAGCCAUAUUAGGAGAAGAGAGGGGCAUAUAAGUUGUACGAGAGUCGACUCCAAAGAUGGGCUGCUUAUCUGGGAGGCUUCGAUUAUAGAAUUGAGUACAUAAAAGGAAAGGAAAAUGUAAUGGCUGCCUUCUUAUCAAGAUUUCCUGUGUUGGAUGAGGAAGGUGAGAAUGCUGUGAGUUUUGUAAAUUUCAUUGAUAAUUCCAAGUCAUGGCCUAUAAACAAUAAAAUCUUGAGAAAUCAUAUUAGAGAAGAUUCCGAAUUUCAAGACAUUAUAAAAUAUGUGGAAACUAACAACUGGCCGGAAAAUCUAGGAAAGGAACUAAAACCCUUUUUGUUUAGGAAAGAUGAACUCACACAUGAGGACGGAAUACUUUUGUGGGGUUUGAGAGUCGUAAUCCCUAGAAGUCUCAGGAAACAGGUUUUGGAUGAACUCCAUGAGGGACACUUUGGAAUGGUAAAAAUGAAGGCUUUGGCUCGCUCGGCAGUGUAUUGGCCUAACAUUGACUCUGACAUAGAGGAAAAAUGUAAGAAAUGUGUUCAUGCCUCAUUAACAAAGCCAAUCCACCACAUACGGAGCUGACACCAUGGCCAUUGGCUACGAAACCAUGGGAAAUAAUCCAUGUUGAUUACAUGGGACCGAUUAAGGGUUUGCAUUUUCUGAUUAUUACAGAUGCAUAUACCAAGUGGAUGGAGGUUUUUCCUGUAAGCAAGAUAACAUCAUCAAAUACUGUGAGACAUUUAAGGGAGAGUUUUGCCAGAUAUGGAAUCCCAGAGUUGGUGGUGUCUGAUAACGGAACUCAGCUGGUGUCCAGAGAAAUGGAAGAAUUCCUUAAGAGAAAUGGAAUUAAACAUAUGACGUCCCCCCCUGGUCAUCAAAGAUCAAAUGGUCAGGCAGAAAGUGCGGUAAAGAUUUUCAAAAAUAAGUUGAAUACCUACUUGGCUGACCGUGAAAAUGUCAGAGAAGACAUGUUCACUCUGACUUCUAGAUUUUUGUAUCAUUACAGGAAUUCCGUACAUUCGUCAACAUCAGAAACACCUGCCAAGCUAAUGUUCAACAGAGAGAUAAGAACUAGAUGGUCCCUGUUGAAAGACAAAGCCCAUUGUGCAAGAGACACUGCAGACAGCGAAGCUCUUGAGAGUUUGGAAAGGAGCAGAGAAAGACAAAUCCGAAAUUUUAAAGGUGUUAAAAGACAUUUCAGAUUAAACCAAAAAGUGAUGGUGGCAGACUACAAUAAACCUAACAAUAAGAGUUGGACACCAGCCAUCAUCGAGAAACAAGUAGGGCAUUCGGUAUUCUUGUGCAGAACAGAGUCGGGAAAACUUUGGAAGCGCCACAAAGACCAGAUCCAUGGCAGAGCGGAACUUGAUGGAAAAAAAAGAAAAUGUUGCAGAAACUGAAUACAAGGGUUUCAUACCUUAUGCUCCUGUUCAUGAUGGAGUGGAUGAGCUCAAAGAGCAUUCCAGUAUCACUGACGAAAACCAGUAUGCAUUGGACACUCCAGGAAGAAACAAGGAUGAAUCAUAUAUCAGGGCAAAAACGUCCGGUGUUGCUAGAGGGAAUGGUAGGGGAGAGUUCCUUUGAAUUGGACAGCCCAUGAAUCGGACGCUACAGUUUUCUACUACACCCGUUAGUAAUUUAGCAUCUUUUACGUAAAUCCCAUUUUCUCAACAUCGAUCGACAUCUCUUGGAAAAUGGUUAAAUCUGUGGCUCGAGCCUUGUUGCGGAGACAUGCAUUGUAAAAUCCGUUGCCGUUAGAGUAAAUAUUUACGUGAAUUUGCGAAGUGAAUAGCUACGUUUCUAGUGACGAUUAGUUGCCGAUUUAUUUAUAAAAACAUCAAGUGAUUAUCCCCCAUCAGACAGGUAUGUUAAAUCCUUGAUAUUACGAUUGGUAGAAAUUAUAUUUUGAAUUUAUUUCGAAAACCACGUAUUCCAUGAAUCGGACAUUCCGACGCCCAGGAAACGGACGUCCAGUUCAUAAGCUGCAAUGUGUCCGAUUCAAAGGAGAUGUGAAAUGUCAAAUUUUUUCUUUUUGAAAGUUGCUGUCCAUGAUGACUAAGCUAGUUAGAAUGUCUGAUGAAGAGAUUCAAGAUGCAAUAAAUCAAAAUCUUUCCAUAAGAAGUGUUGCCAAGAACACAGGCAUAUCGAAAUCUUUAUUGGCCGAUUUGGUAAAAAAAACAUAAGAAUUCUCCAGAUGGCAAUUUCAGAUACAUAAGGAAUAUUGGAAAUAUGAAAACAUUCACGGAGGAUCAUGAAAAGUUACUAGUUUCUUACCUUCGCACAACCUCCAAAAUGUGCCAUGGUUUGACAACAACGCAGACCAGAAAUUUGGCUUACCAAUUCGCUGUUGCCAAUAAAAUAGACAUACCAGAAGAAUGGAAUAAAAAUAAUAAAGCAGGCAUUCAUUGGCUUCAUGGAUUCAUGAGUCGCCACAAAGAACUCUCACUGCGUCAACCCGAAAGUACAUCAUUGAGCAGAACUUCCAGUUUCAAUGAAACAAAUACCACAACUUUCUUUUCAAAUUUAGAAAAAUUGUACCAGAAACACAAUUUUGCACCAAACAUGAUAUGGAAUCUUGAUGAAACAGGGUGCAUGACAGUCACGAAACCGCCCAAGGUAAUAGCUGUACGAGGGACGAAACAAGUAGGGCAAAUCGCUUCGGCAGAAAGAGGAACUCUGACAACAGUUCUUUUUUUUAUUAGCGCUUCAGGAGGGACGAUUCCGCCUGUAUUCAUUUUCCCACGAGUUUACUUCAAAGAUAACAUGCUCAAGGGAGCUCCGGUUGGUGCCAAAGGUAUGCCAAAUCCAUCUGGUUGGAUGACUGAGGAAAUUUUUGUUGAAUCUUUGAAACAUUUCUCGAACCGCGUUCAACCAACCGCUGAUAAGAAAGCAUUAAUUAUUAUGGACAAUCAUGCAACUCAUGUGAAUCUGCAAGUUGUGGUGUUUGCAAGAAAAAUCCACAUAAUAAUUUUAACGUUGCCUCCGCAUUGCAGCCACCGAAUGCAACCUCUUGAUGUAGCCGUUUAUGGUCCGUUCAAGUCAAGAUAUAAACAAGCUAUGAAUAAUUGGUUAACAAGUAAACCAGGGAAAACCGUAACAAUAUACGAAGUUGCUGAGUUCGUGAAUCCAGCUUUUAGUGAGUCAUUUACAAUCAGCAAUAUCUGCAAGAGUUUUAAAAAAACUGGAAUAUACCCAUUUAAUACGAACAUCUUCACUGACGAAGAUUAUCUACCUUCAAGUAUAACUGAGAGACCUGAUCCCACAUCUAUAAUAAAUCGGGAAAUCCCAGCCAUUUCACAAUCGAAAGGCAACCUACCAGAGAACGACAAUAUUUUAGAUCAGCCAUCUACUUCUGCUGAUCCAAAUCGUCCUUCUACAAGCGGCAUCGGCACUGUGAAGAGAACGAAGGAAGGAAGAGAAGAGUUAGGAAUAGUUUCUCCAGAAAUGUUAAGACCAUAUCCUUCAGCACCUUUGAGAAAACAAUGUAGAACUCGUGGCCGAAAAAAAGGAAAAUGUUCAAUCAUUACAGAGACACCUCCACGGGAUCUUAAAGAAAAUUUUAAUCAAAUAGAACAAGAACUUGAUCCUUCCAAUGUCGAAGAGAAGAAAGAUUCCGAAGAAGAUAAUUCUAGAUGCGUAGCUUGUGGUGGUGAAUAUCGACUUAGUAGAGAAGAAUUUAUUCAGUGCCGUUUGUGUAACCAGUGGUCCCACAAAUCUUGUGGUAUUAUUGGAAAUUUAAAUUUUUUCUGCAAAAAGUGUUUUCGAAUUUUAUUCUCUUUUAUUUUACCUGUUUUCAUGUUUUUGUACCAUUGUCCACUUCAUGGGAAUAACUGUCCAUAACAAGGGAAACAUCCCAUGAAAUGGACAUUUUCUAUAAUAAACUAAGACUUAUUUUUUCGAGUGACUAGCUUUUUUUUUCUAGCUUCUCCUGAGAUAGUGAAUCCACAGAUCUUACGCUCAUAUUAUGACGGUAAAAUUUGAACUUUUUUCCUUUGAAAUAAUAUUUUACACCAAAAAUAAUUAAAUUGUCCGUUUCAAGGGAACUCUCCCCUAUGCCCGAUAGUAACGGUUUGGAAUACAACAGACCAGAAGAGAACACAAUGGCGGAAACGCCAGGUAUUACUGGAGGGAAUGGCAUGCCCGAAAGUAAAGUUAAAGGAGUGGAAAGACAAGAAAAUAAAAAGGCAACAACGCCAGGGUUUACCGAAGGGAAUGGCAUGCCCGGAAGUAACUUUGAUAUAGGAGAUACACCAGAUAAGACCGAAAAGGAACAUCACAAAGCCUGCUAGGUUUAGACAGUAGGGAGUUCUUCGGUACAGUGACCUUGAAAAAGAAAAGUCCUUUUGGGUGAGAUACAAUUAUCUCACUGUGUUUUGUUUACAGCUCACACAAAGCAUGCUCUUUUACAUAUAAUUAAUAUGUUUUUCUGUAGGGUUACUGGAACCAUCUAACUUUCCCUUACAUAGAAGCCUCUAGUCAAAAGGGGGAGGUGUUGGGUCCAUUCAAAUGACCCGCCUAAAUCGACCGGAAGCUACCACAGCGACCGCCAACCGAGUAUCCGGGAAAUUGUUCCUACAAGAGGAAACAAGGCAAUCGAGAACGUACCUCCCUAGGCGAAGCACACGCGUGGUUACUACGGCUGUUCACAUUAUGUUACCUCGGGCUACAUCUUACUAAAUGUGUACAAACAAUAGAAUAAACGUGUAGAUUCCACCGCAGUUUCUAUUUCUCACCUGUUCAAUUCAUCAAGAACUC
Molecule: messenger RNA, 5846 nt
Organism: Coccinella septempunctata (seven-spotted ladybird)
Lineage: Eukaryota; Metazoa; Arthropoda; Insecta; Coleoptera; Coccinellidae
Product: MFS-type transporter clz9-like
Exons: 2
Coding region: 3321-4931 (536 amino acids)
Cellular component (GO): nucleus
Molecular function (GO): DNA binding
Source: RefSeq, a predicted model, not a curated record